Messenger RNA from Drosophila obscura, 2652 nucleotides. Its product is annotated as protein HGH1 homolog. The coding region runs from base 124 to 714 and encodes 196 amino acids. Lineage: Eukaryota; Metazoa; Arthropoda; Insecta; Diptera; Drosophilidae. The record is from RefSeq and is a predicted model, not a curated record. The transcript is spliced from 2 exons.
GCAACAGUGACGUCACAUGCCAUUCGUUUACUGGUCUCACGGGCAGCGCAGAGGGAAAAGCAGCAAUACUCUCCCUGGAUGAGCUGCUUCUGAAAUUCGACGAAAACCACACUGUGGCCAAGGAUGCAAUUAUCAAUCUCACGGCAGAGGAGUGCGCCAUCAAAGUGUUUAAUUUGGCCAAACGAACGGAGCCUCCCUUGGAGCAUGGUGCUCAACAAUCUGACACGCGUAGAGAGAUUCGUCCACGAAAUAUUCGACAUUCUGGAGCGAGGCGAGCAGACGCUGCCACGGCUGGCCAGGGCCUUUUCCCCACUGGACUUUAACAAGAUGAAGGCGCGUCUCCACUACCUGGCACCCAUCUUUUGCAACCUGACGCAGGUGCCGAGCGGCCGGGAGCUGUGCUGCCAUGCGCGUUACCAUCUGUUGGAGAAGCUGCUGCCCUUCGCCUCGUACGUGGAGAAUGUGGUGCGUCGCGGCGGCACCAUUGGCAUCCAGAAGAACGUUUGCUUCGAUUCGGUCUACCACAACGGGAUACUCGGCGAAGAUGACAACACAUUGGUGGCCAUUCUGCAGCCACUCUGCGGCCCGGAAGAGUUUAGCGAAGAGGACAGCGAAAUGCUGCCAAUUGAGUUUCAGAUGAGUCUACCCAGUUGCACAGCUAAGAAACGUCUCUCCCUGGUUCUUCCAGUAACUGCUCGAAAGCAAAAGAGCUGAAACAGAUCCAGAUGUGAGGAAAAUGCUUCUGGAAUGCCUAUUCCAGUUGUGCUCCACGCGGCGCGGUCGUGAAAUUCUGCGUGCAAAUGUCGUGGACAUUUUGAUCAAGCUUGUGUCUUUUGUAACGCUUUCUGUUUUAUUACAAAAAAGAGGAAGAAAUUGGUCUUGAUAACUACAAAAGCGUUGAGGUGCCCAGCCACCAAUCAUGCCGAGAAGUUUUUUCAGGAAGAUGCCGACUAUAUUGAGAGUCUUUUAGAUUAAAACGCGUAGAGUAAGUUCAAGUCAUAGACGGUAUUGAAUCUUCAAUUUAUAUAUGCGGUUUUUAUUCAGAAAUGCUGAUAGUUCAUUCAUUUUUUUUUUUAAUGUUACCUUUGCGCCAAAAUGUUGUACGCGCGCACUUAAAUGCUAGAGAAACAAUUUCGAUUUCAAUUCAAUAUCUUUUUUAUUAGUUCAAGUAGCGCGGUAUCUAUUUAUUUGAUCUAAUUAUGCUCUAUCCUUUUGAAUUGUAUAUGUGUACAGUUCUCUUAAGUGCUAGAUACGUUCUGUACAUGCGUUCAAAAAUGUCAUGAAAUUUCAUUAUUUGAUCAAUCAUUUGCUUGGUCGUCGCCAUAUUUCAAGUUCUGCCGCUAUAGCAUCUUUAUGUUUUAUGUUUUGGCCUACGAACAGCCCACGAAACCUAUAUAACCUGAUGACGACAAAGACGAGUUCUUAUCAGUGAUACGGAGGAGUCGCAACCAAACCGCAAGGCAAUGAUGAGCAGGAAAGCAAUGAAGAGCAGUUUAAAACCGUUUAGAAAACGCAGCUCUGUAAUAUAACUACAAAGCAACGAAAAAAGAGUCCAGUCGUCUUUUGGAUGAGGGUCAGCUGAGAAAGCAGGUCAGACAGCAGCGUACAAAAGACAUUCGUAAAUCACAGGAGCGCGAUACGGCGGCCAAGCCGCGUAGGCUCGGUUUGUUUCGUUCUGAAAAGAAAUAAAUACGAUUUCUGGCUGAAUCAUGACAUGAGAGGAUACUCUCAGCGCGUGUACUUUGACCAUCAUCUUCUUCACCACCGCUUUUCGUCAUUUUGAGGUAAAUCCAUUUAAGUUUUUAACUUGUGUUUUAUGUACUUGUGCGCAAAUUGAUGCCCGCACGCAAUAGAGACUUUGCCGCCCACUCACCCUACCCUCAAUAUUAUAGCAGGGUCCAGCCAUCAUUUUAUUGCACUUGCAAACUUAAUUAGGCCAAAAUGCGGUGUGAACGCCUAUUUCUGUAGAAGAGAGAAUUUUCGUUUGGGCAGCUGUGCGAGAUUUUUAUUACAUGCAUCAAAUGUAAUUUGUUACAAAUUUGAUGUGUUUCUAUUUUCUUGAAAACGGCAUAAAUAAAAGAAAAGUUGUAUGAUAGGGGAUGGUAGGUGAACCUGCUUUUUCUGACGGUCUGCCAACUGUUUUCUUUUUUCUUCAUGGGGUCCAUCAUCGAAAUGCGUGGCAGGUUUUAUGACCAGGUAACCUCUAAAUUGAGCUGAGAGGGUGCGCAAUUACUGUAAGCUUUCCUUUAGAUUAUCGACUAAACGAAGUUCUUAGUUUAAAAUAUAUAUUUUGUUAACUUUCAUUUUUUGCAAUUCAGUUUAAGAACUCGUCAAAUUUUGUUAUCCCCCUGCUUGGAAAAACAUAUGAUACAUACCAGUUCCUUUUCAAAUUCACAUAGUGCCAAGGUUCAGUGUGCUUAAUUGCCCGAAGGAAAGUAGUUUAGUUUUGCAAACCAUUUGCUGGGUCUCCAGAUUAAAAUAUAUUAUUGAAAUUAAAUUUCCUUUCUACUCUUAUGCAUAUGUACAUAUUAAAGAUUUUAUUGUCGCGGUAAAUCUAGUUGAGAGUCAAGCAGAAUUCAAUAUUCGAACUUAAUAUCCAUUCGAAGCAUUAUACAUUUUUAGCAUAAUAAGUACAUCGAAAAUAAAGUUUUU